GGGUCGGUCUAUAAAGUUAAGCCCCUCGCUCCCUCUUUCCUCAUCUGUCUAAACAUAUAUUGUGCAAGACAUUUUUAAAAAAGUUAUGGACAUCUAUUCCUAUCAUCACUUCAUAUUCAUGCGCCUGCUUUUCCCUUUGAUCGCAUGCCUCCUUCUCUGCUUACUCCCUCUCUCUUUGUCUUAUAAUCAGCUUCCACUUUGCCAUCAAGAAGAGAGGGUAGCUCUGAUGCAAUUCAAGGAUAGUUUUAUCAUAAAAAACUACCCUUUAUAUGGAUACUAUCCUAAGGUUGCUUCAUGGAGAAUAGAUGGAAACAAUACCAAUUGUUGUGCUUGGGAUGGGGUUGAAUGCAACCAAGACACGGGUCAUGUCAUCGCCCUCAACCUUAGUAUGAGUUGUCUCUUUGGUUCUAUCACCUCCAACAGUAGUCUCUUCCGCCUUCUUCAUCUUCAAAACCUUACUCUUUCUUAUAAUGACUUCAAUCACUCCCAAAUCCCAUCUGAGAUUGGUAAUCUUUCAAGCCUAACACAUCUAGACCUCGUCUACUCCUACUUUUCAGGACAAAUCCCCUCUGAAAUUCAAUACCUAUCCAAGUUGUCUUAUCUUUGGUUGUCUUCUUCUUUUGAUGGUUAUAAUGAUUUAUAUACCGAAAGUCUGACAAGUUUAGUGCAAAAUUUAACCAACCUUGAAACACUUGUGUUUAAUGGUAUCAACACAUCUUCCACUGUACCUGAAAGCCUGGCAAAUAUAUCAUCUUUACAGACUCUUUAUCUGGUUAACUGCGGACUGUAUGGGCAAUUCCCAACCAAAAUAUUUCACCUACCACACCUACAGGAGCUAUAUGUUUCAGCCAACGAAGAUCUCACAGGUCAUUUGCCCGAAUUUCACACAAACUCUCCUCUCGAGUCUUUAUUUCUUGCCAGCACAAAUUUCUCUGGUAAUCUACCAGUUUCAAUUGGAAACCUUAAUUCCUUAACUACCUUGUCAAUUUCCAAUUGUAAUUUUUCAGGAACCAUCCCAAAUUCGUUCAGUAACCUUACCCAACUCACUUACCUAGACCUUUCACAAAACUCAUUCAACGAUUUGUCGUGGCUCACCAGAGCUAGUUCAAACGACAUUCUUCCACAAUUUUAUUUUUUAGGAUUGGCUCAUCUCAAGUACUUAACCAAGUUCCCAGAUAUAUUACGAAACCAAAGUAAAUUGUUUUCGCUUGAUCUAGAAGGCAGCAAUCUCCAAGGCUUGAUACCCAAAUGGAUGCAUAAUGAUACUUCGCACAAUGGGAUGCCAUGAAGUCCGUUGGUGCAAAGAAUUUACAAUACAUGGGUGACAGGGUCUACUAUUCAAUUAUAAUAACGAUAAAAGGUGUGGAGUUGGAGUAUAAGAAGAUCCAAGAUGGCCUCAUAGUCAUAGAUUUCUCAUGCAACAGAUUUGAAGGAGAUAUUCCUGAAAUACUGGGGAAUCUAGAAGGACUUCGUGUGCUGAACCUUUCCAAUAAUGCUUUCACUGGUCAUAUCCCAUCAUCCUUUGCGAACUUGACACAGCUAGAAUCAUUAGACCUUUCUCAAAACAAGUUGUUUGGAAAGAUACCUCCUGAAUUAGUCCAGCUCAAUUUCCUUUCAAACUUUACUGUGUCACAUAAUUGCCUCACUGGACCUAUACCACAGGGGCAACAGUUUGGAACAUUUCCAAAUACUUCAUUCGAAGAUAAUCGAGGAUUGUGUGGAAGGCCAUUGUCCAAGAGCUGUGGAGAUUCUGACAUUUCAACACCUCCACCUUCAACCUUUGAAGAGAAUCGGAGUCCAAAAUUGUUCUUUGAAUUUGGUUGGAAAGUAGUUGUGUUGGGAUAUGGAUGUGGAUUCGUAUUUGGAGUUGUUAUCGGGCACAUUGUGACAACCAGAAAGCAAGAUUGGCUCAUCAAGAUUUUUGGCAAGAAGCAACGCCAAACUCGAAUAAGCCGGGUGAAUCUUCAGGUGAAUCGUAGGAAGUAGUAAAUAAAACAUAGUCAUGUAAUAUGUUUUCAAAAAGAUACAAAUGUAUCAUUUAUGCUUUCUA
Molecule: messenger RNA, 2050 nt
Organism: Juglans microcarpa x Juglans regia
Lineage: Eukaryota; Viridiplantae; Streptophyta; Magnoliopsida; Fagales; Juglandaceae
Product: putative receptor like protein 25
Exons: 3
Coding region: 86-1288 (400 amino acids)
Molecular function (GO): protein binding
Source: RefSeq, a predicted model, not a curated record